AUGGAACUCAUAAGCAACGAAAGGGCUAGAAGAACAACUUUCCAGAAGAGAGUGAAGGGUUUGAAGAAGAAGAUUCGUGAGUUCUCCAUACUUUGCGAUGUGAAAGCUUGCGCAAUCAUCUUCGGACCAAAACAAGGAAACUCAUACCGAUUGGUUGAACCAGAGAUUUGGCCCGAGAACCAGACCGAAGUCUGUGAGAUCUUGAAAGAGUUUCAGAAGCAUGAUAUGAAUGAACGAGGAAAACGAGAGGAGGGUAUUGCCGAUUUCUUCAUCCACAAAACAAAGAAUGUUAAAGCUGAAUUGGAUCGAUUGCGUAGAAAGAAAGACAAAGCUGAUCAGUACCCUACUUGGGACGAGCGGUUGGACCAUUAUUCCUUAGACCAGCUCAAGACUCUCUCUACUGAACUGGAUUUGAAGGUUGAGCUUGUGAACCAGAAACUGAACAGGACAGAAGAAGAGGAAUUUGACUUAUUGGAGAAAGCGAUAGAGUACUUCUCAUCUCCACCAGAUGAUGAUGUUCUACUACUACACCAGCAGCUGCCUCUCUCUUAUGUGCCGAAUCCCAUGAUGAUGGAUGAGUACUCCUGUUUGCCUAUUGAUUUCACAUAUGGUUCUCCAGCUAUGUUAUUUGAUACAGGGACAUUAAUGAUGGACGGUGUUGAUUUCACAUACGGUACUCCAGUGAUAUCAUCUGUAGCUCAAAUUCAUGAUCAGAAGAACUACUCUUAUUUGUUACCAACGUUGGAUGAGAAUCAGAUUGAGGGGGUAUUCAACAAUUCAAGUCAGGGUGGUGGUGGUGGCUAUUAUUACAUCCCUGCAGUUGCAGACAUUCAGUAG
This is a messenger RNA of Telopea speciosissima, 837 nucleotides long. Its product is annotated as agamous-like MADS-box protein AGL82. The transcript has a single exon. Lineage: Eukaryota; Viridiplantae; Streptophyta; Magnoliopsida; Proteales; Proteaceae. Bases 1 to 837 code for a protein of 278 amino acids. Gene Ontology annotation, biological process: positive regulation of transcription by RNA polymerase II. Gene Ontology annotation, molecular function: RNA polymerase II cis-regulatory region sequence-specific DNA binding; DNA-binding transcription factor activity, RNA polymerase II-specific; protein dimerization activity. The record is from RefSeq and is a predicted model, not a curated record.